AUGGACAUACCGUUUCCAACAACUCCAAUACCAUCACAGUCGCCUCACACAGGGGAGAAGACACCUGUCCUUCCCUGUGACGAAGAAUCAUCCUUCGCUUCUGUAGAUGAUGUAUUCUUCUUUUGCGAGCAACAGCAGACUGUAAAUCAGGAAACUAAGAGUUGCCCAGAGUCCUUCAAGAAAACGCGUUCCAAAGAUGAAAAUCCAAAUGCCGAAAGUUAUUCGAAAAAAUCCAGUGUGAAAACGGAGAGUAAGAACUCUAAACGAAAUGAUUCUUCAAUAAAGGAUAAAGGGCAGAGCAAAAUUGCCGCUGCCGAGAAAAUGACCGAUUAUCAGGAUUAUCAAUAUUACAAUAAUACAGGAAAGGUUAUCAAGAAACAUACUUAUUUACCGAAAAAUUUGAAAAAUCCAUUUGCUCAAAGUCAGAAAAACAUUGUCAGAAGCUUCAAGAAUUCGUUCGGCGAAAAUCAUAAAAAAUCAGACAACCAAAGAACUCAUACAACUUUGAUCGAUAUACUAGUGGAAGACUGCCGACAAUGCGCGAUCGGAGAAAAGUCGGUCGCAUCGUUUUCCAGUGCUUCUAGUGAUGUUAAAAAAGACAUUACUGAUUGUAGAGGAAGUACUCUUACUCAGCCCAUAGCGGAGAAAAAGUCUCCUGGAUCUCGAUUCAAGUACAAUUGCAUAGAGUCCGCGUUGGACUCGAAUAGCACUAAUAAUAAAGAUAGCGGGCAACGUUAUUACAAUAAAAUUUCAAUCGUGGACAACAUUACGAAAUUUAAAAGGCCCGACGCAGCACAUACCAAGCCUACAGAACUCACAAAGAAAUUUCCCUGGGGUUGUACGUGUACCAAGAUCAGGAGAAAGGGUCUUGAGAAAUGCAAGGAACAGGAGAAGAGCGAUUCUACCGAGAGUUUUGAUUGCUAUAACGAUGCCAAGCAAUUGAAAAAGAAGAAACUUAUUUGCAGCCCGCUGAAAAAACUCGGCCGAUCGUCGUUGACCGUGGGCUCGGACAAAAUUACGAUAAAUUUGCCAAAAUAUUCCCCUUGCGCGAGCAGAUUAGCCGCAAGCUCAAAAAUUUUGUCAUCCGAUCUAACAGCAGAUCCAGAUAGUCCGCUUCAUGUUCCACGCUCGAGAAGUCCAUCUCAUAUCGAUGUACAAGCCGAAGACAACUCUUCGAAGCCUUUGGAAAGAACGUCUAUCCAAGCCAGUUUAUCUCUCAACAUACAACAACUUCAGAAAACCCGUUAUACGCCGCGUAGUAGAAGUGUGGGUGACAGUUGCGUAACAUCGCCGACAAGUGAAGCGACUACUGUCAGCUAUUCACCUACCAAUACGGAGAUAUUAUCUCUGGAAGAAGUCGGACCGCAUACAUCAUCGGCCGAAGGUUCGGGUAGUAGCUAUUCGGAAGUCAAGGACAAACUGGACGCUGAAUAUCCCGAUAAAGUUAGGAGAGCGACUUUGGAAACCAAGUGUUAAUGAAACGUGUACCACGCACGUUUCGCUAUUCUCUCUCUCUUCUUCCACAUGUAUAUGUAUAUACAUAUUUUACGGAAAGGGAUCACAGUUCCGUAUGCGCGCAUUAACCCGCUUUGGGCUGUAAUCGUGUUAGUGAGAAACUGUAUACACAAGAGCGAACACACACAUACAUACACAACAGACAUAUAUUUAUAAGAUUUACUAUAUUUCUAGAAAUGCAAGAAUAUAUACAUACUUGUGCAUAUUCUUAUCUAUAUAUAUACACUCGAAUGCACGUGUGUUACGAACGCGCGUGAAUAUUAUGAGCUGUUUUUGCAGAAUAGGCUAACUAUGUUGUUACGACACGCAAAAUAUGUCGAGUAUUACUAUUAUUUUUUAUUAUUAUUCUCCUUAAGAAUAGAAUCAUCUGGCGGUCCGCGUGUGUGUCGAAAUAUUUCUUUGCUUUAAGAACUGCGACAAGUAUUGAUAGCAUACACAGAAGAGAUAUCUCGCUGAACAUCCACAUUUUCUUAAUUUAUUCGAAAGUUGAUGUUAUUACAUCUUUUUUAUUUAGUUAAUGUCUUUUCUUUCCCUUCUUUCUAUCUCUCUUUUUCUCUUUUUUCCCUUUCUUUUUUAAAGACUGUAGUAUUUAUCGAUCAGCAUAGUCGUUAACUGCAUUUUUUAUAUCUUUUUUUUACUUUUUUUUUCUUUAGGUUUAGUUGAGGCAAUAGAAUCUUUAUUUUGUAUAGCGAGCAUAAUGCAUAAAAAUAUGAUUAAUUCGAUAAAAUCUGGUUCAGCGAGGAUCUUCAUACGGAUCUUUUUCAAGUUGGAUGUCUUUGAAAGUGAUUGUUAUUAUGAAAUCCAGUGUAAUAAGAGUUAUAACAGUAAUGAGGGCAUUUUUUUAUAUCCACGUGUUGAAGAUCCGUGAGGAGAAUUGGAAAUUUUCUGAGUUAGUAAGGAUUUUAGCAUGCAGUGAUACGGCUGGAAUUAGCAAACGGAGAUCGUAUGCAGUGUGUCCCGCAAGAACAUUGAAUGUCGGGAGCUGAACAGGAUAAAUCUAGUAAGCAACAAUAAGAAUGCAAAUAGCUAGAGACAAUAUUACUGCCAAACUUGACUAUGAAUUAAUUAAUGUCUAAGAAAGCGAUGAAUAUGAAAAAGCCCAGAACAGCCAAGUUUGUCAAAGACAGGUUUCGCAAAGUGUUUGCUAUAAAUUUUGCCAGCAGGAAGACAGCAAAUAUAGAAUUUGUCGUACGCAAUACUGUCGGCAGGAAUGCUGGCAGAAAUAUAGCAAAGCUUGUCGAUAAAAUAUUAACGGCGAAUUGACGGUAAAAAUCGAGCAGAAUUGAAACACCGCUAUUUCACGUAGAUUGACAGUAAUUCAAAAUCUGCCUUCACGAAUUCUAUUCAGGUUUCUACCGUCAGUUAUCAUGCCAUCGUGUUACGCUUGCGAGUUCCACCAGCAGAACACAAGUUUAACGCAAACGCAAUUGAUGCCAAUCCGCUGCAGUUUCUACUCGAAUCUGCUGCCAAUCUGUCGACAGACUGCUGAUAGUUUGCUUACUGGGAACCUCGUCUCUAUAGAUACGUUUCUCGUUAGUAUUUUUAUAUCUCGCGAUAUAAUAAUGUGUAAAUACAAUAUAGUUAAACAACUUUCUUUAUCAUCACGUAUGCGACAGUACGAUACGAGACAGUUACGUGGAAUGCCAAUGGGGAUAACAUACCGCGAAACUUGUACUUUUUUCCUACUUCUCUACGGCAUUCUAUGGAUUGUUGAUACUUUUUACCGGGGUCAAAAUUGUUUAUCGGAUAUCGCGACGUCAGUGUUUGCGAAGUAGAAAUUUUAAGACAAGUUAAAAUAUCGAUUUUAUCUACCAAGAUAAGAGAAGAGUGAUACACCGAUAACGCGGUGAAUCGGUUUUUACCGUUUAGACUAUUUAUGUCACAAUGCCCUCGCAACUUGUUGGGAAUGUUGCAAGCGGAGGAAAUAACAAAAUGCGACAAACAUAUAAAGGAGAAAAGAAAAUAACGCAAAUUAGUAAUGCAAGAUUAAAACAAGCUAUGCUUUGCAUUUUGAUGAUACUUUUGCGAUAAAUUUUCGCUCACUGUACAUGACGAUUCAAGUAUCCAUAGUAGAUUUAAUGAUGGGGACAUUCAAGCAAGAGUAGAUUUAAUUUUUUUAAAUAUUUGGUAACCAACUUUAUACACUACCAAAUAUUGAAUACAAGAUAAAUACUAAACGCAAUAUAAAUCUAUUAAAAAUUAUUUCAGAGCAUCUCUGAAUUGAGUCGUUAAUGAAUGUUGUUAUUUUAAAUAGUUUCUGUGAAUGUGGAAUUGAUUUUUUUGGCAAAAAUAAUGUUAGCGAUAUUAAUAUAUUUUCUCAAUAUUUAAUAUUAACUCUACGUUCUACAUUGAAAUAGUCUCAAGUCCCUAGAGAAUUAAUUGUGUGAGCUUAAGGGAUUAAAAUCUUUAUUAAUUUUCAGCA
Molecule: messenger RNA, 3937 nt
Organism: Camponotus floridanus (Florida carpenter ant)
Lineage: Eukaryota; Metazoa; Arthropoda; Insecta; Hymenoptera; Formicidae
Exons: 2
Coding region: 1-1476 (491 amino acids)
Source: RefSeq, a predicted model, not a curated record